Molecule: messenger RNA, 4173 nt
Organism: Archocentrus centrarchus (flier cichlid)
Lineage: Eukaryota; Metazoa; Chordata; Actinopteri; Cichliformes; Cichlidae
Gene: spag17
Product: sperm associated antigen 17
Exons: 30
Coding region: 95-4024 (1309 amino acids)
Biological process (GO): epithelial cilium movement involved in extracellular fluid movement; axonemal central apparatus assembly
Cellular component (GO): axonemal central apparatus
Source: RefSeq, a predicted model, not a curated record
ACGCCAGAGACAACUCACUUAAAUUUGACCCCCACCUCGAAAAUUGUAUUACUGUUCUCACUGCACUGGGUUCCUGAAUCGUCAGUAAGCAGAAAUGCCUCCAAAGGACGCUAAAAAGGGCUCUGAUAAAAAGCCCAGCACUGCUGGAGGCGCAGUAAAUCAAAACUGGGAGACUGGGCUCAUCAAAGCGGAAUUUGAAGAGGACUCGUGGCGGGCCUGUGUGUCUGUUGUGGUUGGGAGAGGUCCGGAGAAGGAGGAAGUGAUCCAGGCUUUGGCUUUGGCCGUACAGCAACCACAACGCAGACUUUUCAGCUUGCUAACUUGGGACGACGCGCUUGCAAAGAUCCAUGAACUGGGGAAUCCCAAAGCAAAAAAACCUGAUGAUGCCCCCAUGUUCUAUCAGGUUACAGAGCCUGCUAAGCUGCUGCUCGAUGCAGGGGAGGAGAUUCCCUGUGAUCUGAUGGCAAAAAUACUGAAGUUCCACCUGCUACUUAUCAAAGCCAGUGAUCAGCAGAGGUCGGACGCUAACCAGGCUGAGGGGGAAAAGGCAGCGGUCCCUGAUAAAAAGGGAAAGGGUGCUCACACACCCCUGAUACCGCCCAUGGAGAAGAAGACCAAGCUGAAACGCAGGGGUGAUGUUGAGCCGCUUACAUUUAAAGAUGAUGAGCCAGAGUGGGGUCCUCAACACUAUAUUCUAUUACUGGGCUUCUACCAGCCGCACUUGAUAGCAGGGCUUGAUGCCAUAGGUGUUCAUGUAUCUCAUGUCAUCAAACUGUGUUUGGAGCGCCCCCAAAAUAUCGAGGGGCAGCAGGACCGAGACAGCUGUGAGGGAAAUGUGCAGCGUCUUGGCGAUUCUCCAGUUUUGGAUGCAGAAGCUGUGCAGGCCAGAAAGCUGGAUCGAUUCUGGUCAGGUCUGAGACCGGUUUUGGACAGUGGGCCACCAGACUCCAAACUCCAUGAUGUGGUUCAGCUCAGCUACACUGUUCCAGACUUUAUGCUUGACUUUCUCGCACAAGACCCUAAGACUAUGCUGGAGCUGGGAAGCCAAAUCUUUGACGGUGUGGCCAGUCUUAUCUACGACUGCCUGAACGUGAGAAGGCAAUAUCAGCAAUACCGAAACAAUCUCAAACUCACCGACGUGCCUGUUCUUGGCUUGUAUCCAGACCCUGUGGAGGUUGUGCCAGCAGUUCUCACAACUCCACUCUCCAAGAAGAAGUCAGUCCAGGAGGAAGUCGCAACAGACCAAAGGACCAGGCUGCCUCCUCUCUCUGUAGAUGUGGACAUGUGUUACUAUAACAGCCUGCUGGACCUGGUUCCUCCUGAGGCCUGCUCUGUGCCUUUGAUCUUGCACUGUAUGCUGGAACAGGUGGUGAUGUCUGCAGAGCAAUCUUUGUCUACCCUGCCCCAUGUGGCUGAGGAGUCCAAACCUCUCAGUGGUCCCUGGUUAGACCAUCAACUGGUCAGCUAUAUGCUCCAAAGAUUCUUGCCUCUGAUACACACAGAAGAGGAGAGACACUGCUUGUUAAAUAACCUCCUAACUACAGUACAGAAUGAAGAGGAUAAGAAGAGGCUAGUGGCAACAUUUGGAGCAAGGGAGACUGAGAAGAAGCAAGAGCAAUCUCUGGUUAUCAGACACCACGAUGAGCGGGCGCUGCGCUUCAGAGACAUUGGUGUGGUUCAGGAUUUCGAUCCAGCGGAGGUGGAGUCGUCCAUGAUGAGGCAGGCUCCGGUGUGGGAGCUGAUUGAGUCAGUCGCUCAGCGGAAAGACAGAAAAUCCCGUUGGAUGUCCAUCAAACAGCAGCUACAACACUACUGCACAGAUGAUAACGUGCUGUGGCCGGAGGUGGAGCGUUUUUUUCAUCAGAGUGUCUUUGAGGCGAUGCCGCUGACCACGGUGGAUCAACAGGGUGUGUUACUUGGAACGCCAGGUCCAGCACAGCAGCAGCCAUCGACAGUCAUCCCCUGGGAUGACCCGUUAGCCUUUGCUAAACAGCAGCUUCAUAAUAUGCGGAACGAAGGUUCAACAUUUCUUACCGACGAGCCUGGUAACAGAGAGGAGUACAGUGGUAGAGUGUGCAGCCACCUGGAUUUAUCUGACAUACAGAGCUGUAGGCUGAGAUCUCUGCUUCACUGGCGCUAUGCUGAGCACCACAAUGCCGCUGUCCUACCGCAGGUGCUCCAGUUAGCAUCAGAGGAAUACCGCUGCUUGGACACCUUCAGAGGAAGCCACAACAACAUCCAGUAUAUUUUUUGCCACAAUCCCAUGAGUCCUCACCGCCAGGCCAAAGAGUUCUGGGAUGUGGCCCUUCACACCGAUGUCAAGUUCAGAGAUUACUUUGAGCAUGUGGCAGAUAAAAUUUCAAACUGGACAAGAGAGGAAGAAUUAAAGAGAGAGUCGAUGCAAGACAGAAACGACAGCCAGAAAUUCGAUUUUCCAAAAGAUGAAAAAACUGUUUGUUCUGCAAAGGAGGAAGACAGCGUGGCAGGCUUCAUCAGAAAAGACUCUCUUAAAGCCUGGAAGUUAGAGCAGGAGCGGCAGAAGGAAGAGCCCAAAACGUCAAAGAAAGAGGAUCUGCCUAAAGAUAAGCAGCAGAAAAAGCAGGACAGGUCGUCAGACAGCAAGAAACAGAAAACCUCAUCUGGUGACAAGAAGAGCAGGCCGGGGACAGCCAGCAGCUCAGCCAAGCCUCCCACAGAGUCAACGACUACAACAGCACCCCCUGUGGAUGAAAACAAAGAAGUGCACCAGGCAGAGGAAACCUUCAAUGGUUUCACAGGCUACAGCAUGGAUGGAAAAUUGAUCCACGUGUCGGGCUGUCUCCAGCACCUUUUCCCCUCAGAUGGCGGACAUAUCUCUGUAGAGAAUGUCAGCUUUGUUCAAGGUUCCAGCCAAUUGAAAGUCGCUGUGAAGAAGGAUGGACAUCAUUUCUACACACACGUCAACCAAGUUGUAGUUGAGCCUGCUAAACAUCCUCCUCAGACCCAACGCAAUAAAAACACUGAACCAGAGAAGGACUGUAGAGUGACUGCACCUGUAGAGGUAAAAACAGUAAAGCAGGGCUCCCUCUCAGCAGUGCUUGACAACAAAAUCCGACUUUCAUACAGUUUCUAUGGUCCUGCAGGAGAAUACAAAGUAAUUUCCCAGGAAACCAAAGACAAAAUGCCAGAGACAGCCAUCCUCAACCCCAUUCCUUCGUCUUCCUCCACCCGCUGCUCCAAAGGAAAAAAUGUGGAGUCAGUUUCCUCCAAGACACAAGCCACAUUUAGCCAGAUCAGACCUCCAGAGUCCCAGGGUUGUGAAGGCCAACCAGCAGUGCAAUCAAGUCCAUUCAACAGUCUCAGCCUGUCUGUUCCCAAUGGGCUCCUGCUGCAGUUUCUACAAGAAGAUACACAAGGUGAAGAAAAGGGUAUUUUGGUGAGACAAAGCUUUCCUCUUCAUGCCAGAGAAAAGGCAAGGCAUCUUCAGGAUGCAUCUGUCUCCAAAGAAUUGUCCCGUGUUAUCACCAGCCAGGGAGCUGUGAUCCGUUACAUGAGAGAUGGAUCCACAGAGGUGCUGUUUGCUGAUGGCUCAGUCAGUUUCAGUCAGGAUUCUGGUCCAGUGUGGGUCUCUGACUCUGAGGUUCAGGAAGAAAUCUCUAAUCAGGAAUCUGAGGACAGCAAGGAAGAACAGUGCAUAAAGGAGGGAGUUAAGGAUCACAGCGGGUGUUGGCUGACUACAACACCAUGUGGAGAUCGCAUCUGCACUGUUGGGGACCACACACACACACAUACCUACCAAAUCUCUUCUCACUUUAAAGGCUACAGACCCCAUCACCCAUCAGGUGAUGCUGAACCGGGAGGAUCUGGUGGUUUGUGUCCAGAACCCAGAUGGGUGUGUAAUUGUAGAACAUGCAGACGGAACCAGGAUCACCAGCCUCUUUCAAGAAAGGCCACUGACUGCAAAAACACACUGUUCGCUGCACGCAGGAGUGCAGCCGGGGAGUGUAACCCUCAAAUCAGCUUUUCAUCGUGCAAGCGUUGCUGAGGACAUUAAUGUCAAGGACGCUUGUCUCAAUGGAGAGAUUAGCAGGAACAGUGCAGGGAAUACCUGUGACAGGGAGGGAACUGUUGGUGAUUGCAAAGCCUUGAAUGAGCGUGGAUGUAUGUGUGAUGAAAAGGAAAGUAGUGUGGCAU